AGGGGGGCACUUUCUGUAUGUGCUCCCUCCCCUGGUAACAGUAUCCAACCUUCUUCUGUUUAAUAGGUUAGGGCACACCUUACAUCACAACGGGGGAAGGUAUUUCUUGGGUAUUUCUUCAGUGUACUUUUCAAGAAGGUUUUCCAGUCACUUGUUCCAUAAGAUCUUUGUAUCUAUUCAGUGAGCCACCACAAAGCAGGAUCAACUUACAUAACAGGCUCCAGGGAAAGAGUGAGAGGCAUGAAGAAAACAGGAAUAACCACAGGAUAUCUCAUUCAUCAAAUGUGCAAGCAGUAUGAACGUAAAUGCCUUUUGACAUAUUUAACAGCAAGUCAUGAUUUUAAAGUAUCAACGCAUUAAUUUCAAGCAAGUGGGUGAAAAUAUUACUAGAGACAACUUGGAGAAAGACCAUUAGGCAGGAUCAGCUCGAAAAACAGGACUCAUUGAACUGAGUUAUUAACACUGGAAUAUGGCUUUGAGUACUUGCGACACCAGUUUUACUCAUUGCAAUAAGGUCCAUAGGAUCAUGUUGCUCCGCCUACGAUCUUUACGUUUUUUCAGCAUUGUGGCUUUUAUAAUUUCCUUGCUUUUGUUCAUCAUCUUCCCUCCCUUCCACUACUCCAUGCUUCCUUUGCAGAAAAGACCAGUUCACACCCUAAUUGUCUCCUCUUGGCGUUCCGGUUCAUCAUUCCUGGGGCAGAUCUUUAACCACCACCCUGAUGUAUUUUACAUUUUUGAGCCUGGACAUCCCAUCUGGAUGAGGUUUCAAGAAGAGAAAGCUGAGGUUCUUCACUAUCCAGUUAGAGAUCUCAUGCGUUCUUUCUUUAACUGUGAUGUAUCCCCCCUUUACUCUUAUCUACCCGAAGGGGGAAAAAAUAUAUCUGAGCUAAAGUUUUUUCCUGAGACUCGAGCCCUUUGCUUUCCUCCAGCUUGUUCAGUUUCUUAUCCAACAGAAGACUAUGACCGUUACCAAUGUUCGUUACAUUGUGGGGGUAUUUCUUUGAAAAAAAUGUCAGAAGCAUGUAAAAAAUACAAUCAUAUAGUGCUAAAAACUGUGCGGAUCCUAGAUCUUAGGGUCCUCCUUCCCCUUCUUUAUGAUCCUUCUUUGAACCUUAGAAUUAUUCACCUAGUGAGGGAUCCUAGAGCUGUGGCCUCUUCAAGGAGAUAUUUUAGUCUGAGCAUUGAUGACAAUAUUGUGGUUGGCAACAAGCAAAAGGGAAAAAAAUAUAAACCCAGUAUUGUCCAAGUUAUGUCAAAAAUCUGCAGUGCCCAGGUGCUCAUUUAUAAGUUUGCCAGGGCAGCAAGGGGUUUGUUGGAUGAGAGAUAUAUGCUUUUACGUUAUGAAGACUUAGCAACACAACCUGACCUCAAUGUCAGAGAAGUUUACAGAUUUACUGGUCUUAGCUUUCUGAACAGUAUGAAAAUCUGGGCCUAUAAUAUCACACAUAAUAAAGUUAGGAAUGAUGGCUUUAUGAAAUACUCCAUGAAAUCUGAAUCAGUGGUCCAAAAGUGGAGGGGUACUAUGAACUUCCCUGUGGUCAAGCAAAUUCAACAAGUAUGUCAGGAGGCUAUGACGUUAUUUGGCUAUCUUCCAUUAGAAUCAGAAACAGACCAGAUGAAUCCAUUUGUAAACAUUAUUGGAGAGAGGAUAAAGGAUAAAAACCAGAAUGUGGAGGACAAAUAAUAACAGAGAUGUCCCUAGGAAAUAAAAUACAGAAAAUCUUUUGCUUCUGGAAAAAAGACUACACUGAUUUGGAACAAGUAGAUUUUGAUGAGUAUAAGGCCUAUGUUUUCAUUACACCAUUGCUCUUACAGUGAACUUUUCAUUUAAGUGUACAUGAUUGCUCUGGUUAUGUUUCAGUGUAUUUGUUUUAAAUAUAACACAUGUUCUUUAUA
This is a messenger RNA of Xenopus tropicalis (tropical clawed frog), 1896 nucleotides long. RefSeq names its product carbohydrate (N-acetylglucosamine 6-O) sulfotransferase 5 (gene chst5). Gene Ontology annotation, molecular function: N-acetylglucosamine 6-O-sulfotransferase activity; sulfotransferase activity. The record is from RefSeq and is a predicted model, not a curated record. Lineage: Eukaryota; Metazoa; Chordata; Amphibia; Anura; Pipidae. Bases 470 to 1684 code for a protein of 404 amino acids. Gene Ontology annotation, biological process: sulfur compound metabolic process; carbohydrate metabolic process. Gene Ontology annotation, cellular component: Golgi membrane. The transcript has 4 exons.